AUGCGGCUUAUUCAAGGACUUGGUCCUGCAGUGUUGUGGCAGCCAUACGUGGUGAAGUUAUAUCUGAAAUUGCUUCAGGAAGCUUCUAAUUUGGAUACUUUAGAGGCUUCUGCAGGAGCCAUUCAAAAUCUCGCCGCUUGCCAAUUCACCCCGAGUGCUGAAGUACGAGCGGCAGUGCGGGUUGAAAAAGGACUUCCUGUACUCGUCGAGCUGAUUCGCUUGAAAGAAGAUUAUGUCGUUUGUGCUGUGGCUACUGCAUUACGAAAUCUCUCACUGGAUCCGAGGAAUAGAGAGCUUAUAGGUAAGUACGCGUUGCGGGACCUGAUUGAUAAGCUUCCCGAAACUGGUGCUCGACGACCACCUAUCAGCGAUCAGACAAUAGGUGCUGUCCUCGGAAUCCUCUUCGAGGUGGUCAGAAGCAGCGCCGCGUUCACAAAGGAUGUCCAUGAAGCGAGAGGCACGGAAAAGUUGCGAGGAUUAGCACGAAGCUAUCCUACAUACUCACAUCGUGUGUGCAAAUACGCUAGCCAGGUGCUGUUCAUGAUGUGGCAGCAUAAAGAACUACAUGAUGGAUUCAAAAGAAGUGGUUUGAAGGAAGCUGACUUCUACUCAGGAACGGCCAGGGGCGAUUCAGCCACUUUAGCUCGACCGAUAUCAAGCCAAGGCCGAGAAAGGCCGGCACAAGCCUUACUGGACGACACAAUGAGCAGCGGUGGAUAUGGAGCCGUCGUCGAUGCGCAGCACCGACGUCCGCAACCUCCGCAAUAUCAGCAAAGUAGCCCAGCGCAGAACGGGCAGCCGCGAUACGAUCGUCCACCAGGUGAACCCCUCUACGCUUCAGUCCGGAAAGGUAGUCAACCUCGAGGCGUUGAUGACAGCUGGGUCUGA
Messenger RNA from Necator americanus (New World hookworm), 888 nucleotides. RefSeq lists its product as uncharacterized. Gene Ontology annotation, molecular function: cadherin binding. Gene Ontology annotation, cellular component: adherens junction; cytoplasm; plasma membrane. NCBI's taxonomy places the organism in Eukaryota, Metazoa, Nematoda, Chromadorea, Rhabditida, Ancylostomatidae. The record is from RefSeq and is a predicted model, not a curated record. The coding region runs from base 1 to 888 and encodes 295 amino acids. The transcript has 7 exons. Gene Ontology annotation, biological process: cell-cell junction assembly; cell-cell adhesion.